UUUAAACAUGAACUCUAAUAAUGCGAACAUACAUGUCUCACAAAAAUUAAAGAUGGAAAAAAAUAAUAUUCUGGCUGCUUAUCAUAUGCUGAGAUUUUCAAAGCAAGAUAAAGAUUUUGACAUAACAGAUAUUGAACGCAGAUCACUUGCUAUGAAAAAUAUGACAGCAAAGUUAUUUGAUUCAGAGGAUACUAUGGCAGUACUUUUACGAAAAAACCUUGAAGAUUAUCAUACUUUAAUGACAGAUAGAAUAAAUAAUUAUUGGGAGCAGAUUAAAUCUCAAUUACAGGAUGUAAAAAAUGAUCCAUUGAAAUGGAAAUCGGAAUUAAAGGAUGAAGAUGCUACACUGAAUCUUAUAAAACCUUUGAUUUGUCAGAAAAUUAAUACUUCAUCUUGCAAAGGAAGAUCUUAUAAUGAUAGAGACAUAGAAAAAAUAGUAAAUAAUUCAAAGAAAAAUAAAGACAUGCCAAAAGAAAAAAUUUCUUUGCAAUCACAAGCAUCUUCUAAUCAAAAUUCAAAUAAAGAACUUUUGUUGAAGUCUAAUAAUAGUGAACAAAAUAUAUCUACAUAUUUUACAAAUAUUCAUAGAAAUGAUAGUUCUAGUAAGCAUAUUCAACAGAAUGCAUCAAAAAUACAAUCCAACAAGCAGUCUUGUUAUCAGAAUUUGGAUAAAUUUGUACAAAAAAGACCUAUAUUAAGUAACAAUAAUACAAAUGAUACAAUUGAAGGAUCGUAUGGACGAACAAAUUCAUAUGCACCAAAAUUAAAACGAGCUGCUUCUCCACAAUCUAGGGAUGAAGAUACAAAAAUAGGAAAGAACACAUUCGAUUCUUUUAGAAGUGCCAGAGAUGAAUUAUAUAUCCAAGAAAUGAAGAGGAACAAAUCGGCGCCGAAAAAAACUUUAGGUGGUCGUUCGACAGCCAAUUCUCAAUUCGUCUGUCCAUUUAAACGAGAUAAGGAAAAAUCGAUGCAGAGCAAUACUUCAUUACAAAACAAAGCAAAUCCAGAAGAAGUGGAAGAUGAGAGGCUAAGGAAUAUCGAUCCAGACAUGAUCGAACUGAUUAGAAGCGAAAUCAUGGAAUCGGGCAAGACGAUAACAUGGGACGAUAUCGCCGGUCUGGAGUAUAUUAAGAAGAUCGUUAAAGAGGUGGUAGUAUUUCCUAUGUUAAGACCGGACAUCUUUACUGGUCUUCGUCGUCCGCCUAAAGGGAUUUUAUUCUUUGGUCCGCCUGGAACAGGAAAGACUCUCAUUGGUAAAUGUAUUGCUUCACAGAGCAAGUCCACGUUUUUCUCGAUUUCAGCGAGUUCCUUAACAUCUAAGUGGAUUGGCAAUGGCGAGAAAAUGGUUCGCGCGUUGUUUGCAGUAGCCAGGGUCCAUCAACCAUCCGUUGUCUUUAUCGACGAGAUUGACUCGCUGUUGACACAACGUUCGGAAACGGAACACGAAUCCUCCAGGAGGCUAAAAACGGAGUUUUUAGUACAGUUAGACGGUGCGACGACUUCGGAGGACGAUCGCAUUCUAAUUGUCGGCGCAACCAAUCGACCCCAAGAGUUGGACGAGGCAGCAAGACGGCGUCUCGUCAAAAGACUAUACGUCCCUCUGCCAGAAUUCGAAGCACGUAAACAGAUAAUUAAUAAUUUAUUAACAUCGGUGCGCCACAAUCUCGUUGAAGAAGAUAUUGUGAGAAUCGCACAAAAGUCGGCAGGAUACUCCGGAGCCGACAUGACAAAUCUAUGCAAGGAAGCAAGUAUGGAGCCGAUUCGAAGUAUUCCUUUCGAACAGCUGGCAGAUAUCAAAAUGGAAGAUGUGAGGCACAUAACGAAUUACGAUUUCGAGCAAGCGCUCAUUAACGUACGACCUAGCGUGGCUCAGUCAGAUCUUAACAUUUAUAUUGAAUGGGAUCGUACUUAUGGAUCUGGUAAUGCGCAAAACUCUGUAAAAAGUGAUACAAUGAACAAAUAAGUCAAUUAUAAUACUGAGAUUGUUGAAAAAAAAUUUUAUUUUUU
Molecule: messenger RNA, 2007 nt
Organism: Camponotus floridanus (Florida carpenter ant)
Lineage: Eukaryota; Metazoa; Arthropoda; Insecta; Hymenoptera; Formicidae
Product: fidgetin-like protein 1
Exons: 2
Coding region: 8-1963 (651 amino acids)
Molecular function (GO): ATP hydrolysis activity; microtubule severing ATPase activity; ATP binding
Source: RefSeq, a predicted model, not a curated record